GCAUUUUGUGUGCAGAAGCCAUCAGGGAUCUUAUAUAUACUUUACAUGUGCACGACUUCUUGUAUACGAGAAGUUAUUUCAUUGGCUGCAUAUCAUCUUAAGAUCAUAUGCAACCAAUGAAACAGCUCUGUAUCAAACGAGCCAUGCAAAUGGAGAGCAGUUAUUAUAGAAGAUGGUGGGCGAAAAUGCACUGCGCCUCGUUGGACUUUUCUUAUGUUCUAUCGGAACGUGAGGAAAUCAACAGUCUCCUAUACAAACCGAUUAACUCGACGCAACGAAUAAAGUAUACAUGUUUCAACGUGUCCUUGAAUUAUAUUAUACUUGGUUCAACCAGUGGCAGUUUAUAUUUGUUCUGCAGAGAACCAUGUUUGUUUCUACAAAUAAUACCUCUAUCGGAGGGUGUGGUUUCACAUGUGGCGAUAUCACCUGAUGAAAAGACUGUAGCCUUAACAACAACUCGUGAUAUUGUAUGCCUAGUCUCUUUAAAGCCUACUCCACGACUAAUAACUGUAUCUACAGAGUAUAUAUAUAAACAAAUCACUUGUCUCUGCUGGAACAAAAACAGCACUGAAGUAUACAUUGGUGAUGCAGUUGGUAGGAUUUCUGUCAUGGUGUUAUCUAUAUUUACAGUCAAUGGCAUGUUUCAAACUCGAGUCUACACACUAAUGAAUCUAGACUCCAGCGUCGUGCAGCUGAACUUCUGCUCGUCUCUACUGCUUAUAUCCACGUUAACUCGCUGUUACAUUUGCGACACGUCACAAGAGCAAUACAAACAAAUAGGUAAUAAGGCGCGCAAUGGUGAAUUCGGUGCAUGCUUCUAUGAAGCGCAAACGCACGAGAGCGGCGUUACGUUGGACGCUGAAAGAAUGGAAGCGGGAAACAUUGGCAAUUCGCGCGGCACGUUCAAUUUGAUCUCCGACAACGACAGUAAUAUCUUGAGCGAGAAUUGCCCGAAGAUCUUUUGCGCACGACCAGGGUCGCGACUGUGGGAGGUAUCUGCCGACGGGGUGGUCAUAAAAACACAUCAAUUGAAAGAGGCGCUAGCCGUGUCCCCGAGAACGAUUUUUCGAUCGGCCGCCGCCAAUCCGUCAUCUAGUCACGAAGUGAAGGACAGGGAGCAAACAGAGAGUACGGAGCGCGAAUGGCCGGCGCAAUCCGUCAACUUUACUCAUCUCUUUGUAGUCGCGAGCAAAUACUUAUUUUGUCACACGACGAGCGGUCUAUACGUGAUCGAUCCUGCGAGUGCGAGCGUGCUGCUGUGGAGCAACGAAUUCACCAACAUCAGCAUGGCUGCAGUUGCGGGUGACAAGAUUUAUCUUAUGACCAUUGAUAGCGAGUUCCAUUGCCUAACGUUAUCGUCGCUUAGUGCACUGAUAUUACGACUGUAUCGUUACGAAGAAUAUCGCGAGUGUCUGCGCGCUUGUGUACUUUAUAAGAAGCACUUGUCGAAGACGAUCGCCAAGAAAGAGAUGCUAGAGCUGCUCGAAUUGAAUGAUUUGCCGCAAGCCGUUGAUUCGUCGCGAGAGAAGGAGGAAAUACUGCGACUGCGGUUACAAUCGCUAAUAACGCUUCUACGAUCCGGCAGUAAUGAUAGAUCGCCGGCCAAACUGGAAUCCGGUAUCGUGGUCGUACAUCCUGAUAACGACGAGUUUGUCGCGAAUAGAAGAACUUAUUGCGAAACAACGUCCGCGUCGCAGUCCCCUGAAAUCUCGAGCGAAGAUUCGUCCGAAAUGCAAACACCUGAGAUCGCGAAUGAAUUUGCUGAAAAUCUGGCGCAGGAGGACACGCAGGAGACGACCGACUCCGAUUACAACGCGGAAACAUUAGUUAAAAACGAAAAUUAUCAAAGAUCUGAUCUGCAAGAAAGUAUCACGUACAGAGUGCAGGCCGACUUGGAGUCGAUCUACGCUCUGGCAAAUAACAUUAAGGUCGGCUUACCAGAAAAGGUUGUCGAGGAAAUCGUUUCGGACAUCGACAGGAAAAUGAGAAUGAUCAAGGAAUCGUACAAGGAUUCACCCGGACUUGAGGCUUUCCUCUACGAAGUGACACGCGCUGCAGAAUUGAAUUGCUACAACUCCUUUUUGGAGAGCACCUCCGUGCAGCUGCUACGUUCCACCAGUAACGAUCGCAUCGUGCGACAAUUUGUCAGAGCAUUCACCGACAUCAACGCGCCGAGUUACGCCAGAUGCGGCUGCGGCUACCCCCGUCCGAUGGAACAAAGUAUAGUGGAGCCGAAAUUCCUAGAGAUUGGUCAAUCGUUGGUUGCGAGAUUCGCGAAUAAUCUGCCGGAGGAGUGUGGCAACAUCUGCGACAAGGUACCUUACAUGUGGCGUGAAUACCUAGCUGCUCGCAUCGAGCGACGCGACACUCUAGACGAUGUGCUGAGACAAUGCCUUCAGACCAGAGACAAUGUCGUAUUGUCGUUUUUGCUACCGGCGCUAAACGAACAACAGUGGAGUUGUGUGAACGCAUGUAUAAGCGAGAUAAAAAAUGGCACUUGCCUGUUCUGCGCGACAUCUUUGGUCAAGAAACCUGAUUGCGACAUGUUGAUAGAUUGGAGUGGAAUAGCCCGGGAAAUUAUGGGAAGAGAAGGGCCGGACAAAGCCAUGGCGUUUCUCAAAAAGCUGCAGAACAUGAUGCCGGAUGUCACAUUGGACAAAACCAUAUUCCAGUCGAUUAUAUUUACAAAAAUUCUGCAUCACCACGGUCUGAAAAAAUCGAUUGAUUUUAGUAAAAAUAAUCAACUAUCGGCAGAGUUUGGUACGAUGUGCUCGUUGCAGGUACGUGACCAGUUGGUAAAAGCUCUAGAAAAAGAUACACGACGACCGAUAGAUACGAAUAUGUUCGGCACAUCGGCUCAUCAUUGGGGUAUGCGUCAUCAGACUAAAUCAUUAGCAUGCCCGUGCUGCACAUUGUCUCUGCAGACACCAAUUCUGCUAGGUAACAAGGGAGUUGCAAUCUUCCGUUGUGGUCACGCCUAUCAUGUAAAUUGUAUGAUAGAAAGAAAGCUCACUAGAUGUAAUCUUCACCAGUAAAUAUUGUAAAUAUGAAUCAAUAAAAAAAGUACAUUGUGCGGAAACAAGAUGCUAUGUUAGACGCUUUGUACAUUUAUUCUUUUAGAUCAAUUGAUUCUCUUUUCUGAAUAGACAUAAAUCUUUAUUAUUUAUUACAAUUCUCUUUUAUGUCUUGUCACAAAUAUUUGGAUUUAUUAUCUCGUUACAUUAGUUAUCACAGAUAAAAAUUGAACAAACGAUUACUCACAAUAUCUUAAAUUGUAGGCAGAAUAAAAUUGUUACAAUAAUAUAGAUAUCACACAAUCGUAUCAUCUCGAUAGAAAGUACACUGCGAGUUUACCGUGAUCCACUUAUGAAAAUUGAAUUUUUUUUAUAACACGUAAGAAAUCGAAUAAUGUAAUUAAUUACAAUUGCAACAGAGAAAUUGUUCUCGUGUAUAAAGAAAGUUCUCAGAUAUGUACAGUAUAUAAAAUAAAAUUUUUUCACGCGA
Odontomachus brunneus is the source of this 3504-nucleotide messenger RNA. RefSeq names its product Hermansky-Pudlak syndrome 5 protein homolog (gene pink). Gene Ontology annotation, molecular function: protein binding. The transcript is spliced from 6 exons. Bases 108 to 3035 code for a protein of 975 amino acids. Lineage: Eukaryota; Metazoa; Arthropoda; Insecta; Hymenoptera; Formicidae. The record is from RefSeq and is a predicted model, not a curated record. Gene Ontology annotation, cellular component: cytoplasm. Gene Ontology annotation, biological process: developmental pigmentation.